Messenger RNA from Lytechinus pictus (painted urchin), 4473 nucleotides. RefSeq lists its product as uncharacterized. The record is from RefSeq and is a predicted model, not a curated record. NCBI's taxonomy places the organism in Eukaryota, Metazoa, Echinodermata, Echinoidea, Temnopleuroida, Toxopneustidae. The transcript has 2 exons. Bases 213 to 1508 code for a protein of 431 amino acids.
AAUUUGUACACAUAUAUCACACGCACUGUGCAUGUGGGGGAUGCCCACGUUGGAUUUAUCUCGCAAUCUACUUCCGCAAACAGAGAACUCAACUAGCGCAUUGCCAAGGACACGUACCGUUGGACGAGUAACUUAGAAAACCUAUCUGGCCACUGAGAAUUUAUCCCGGGAAUUAAUUUGAUACCAUCAGUGGGUCAGUUGAGGUCGUCACAAUGGCAGCCGAAGACUUUAAGAAAAUUCUCGAGGAACUCAACAGCAGAAAGGCCUUGCAUUUUCAGGACUUCAUCAAAGGGUGCGAGGGAGGUUUGGAUCCCCAGACACUAAAGGCCGUUGGUAUCGAUCUUAUCGAUAUAAAAUACAAGACGCUAAAGAAAGGCACCAAGGUAUAUGCCCUGAUGCCUUUGAAAGCAGCACCGAUCCAUGUGUAUACCAUGAACAUUGAAACCCUACACAACAUCAUAGCAGAGAACCCGCAGAAUGAUGAGAACGGUGUUUCACGUGUCAGUGUCUUCGAGUUGACAAGCGAUAGUGUGAUGACAAUGCAGAUCCGCGAAGACAUUGCAUGUAAAGUCUGCUCGCUGUGGAUAAAGUCCAAGGACAAGGACAACGCUGCAGAAGAGACCGAGGGAAAGGACUAUAAAAAACUACUGCAAAGCAGGGACCCCAGCAAUAAGAAUUUCAUAGACCUGUGCAUCACAAGGUAUUCCUUUCCCGAAUUCAUUCAUGCACUUGUAUACACGAGACAGAACAGCGCAUAUGAAGUCCUUGUGACUGGGUGUUUUGAUGAAUUUAUUAGGCAGCGGAGGUUUGUUCAGGAUGUAGUGCUUCCCAAAAGCUCUUUGAGCAAGCUCACUGUGGAUGAGGAUGGGUACCUUAGACUCGGUUCUUCUAGCGACGAACCAACCCAUGUUGCGGUUGACGUUGCAUACGCAAAGGUCAAAGACAAGAAGGUAUCUAAAGAAUUCUCACAAAGUCAGAAGGUUCCAUCGUAUGAUGAUAAUUUCCCAACAGCUGAGGAGUAUAACGAUCACAAGGAGGAUGAUCAUUCUCUCGAUUACGAGUCCAUCGACAUCAAACCCUUGCCUACGGAAUCGAUGACAAACGUGCCAGUGGCAAGCCCACGCCCCGAUCAGAAGCCGCCACCACCUCCUACCGCAGAACCGGUCUACAGCACCAUUGACAAGUCCGCCAAGAAACCCAGAGACAGGCAAAAGAGUGUUGAUCAACCCGACACCCCGGGGACACCAACUGGUACCAAGCCGCCACGCCCACCCCCGCUGGACACCAUGCCAAACAGCGACGGGGAAUCCCCCGCUCAGAGCCACAAGCCAUCCAGACCUUCUGCACCUCCCAGGGUCCUACGUGGCAAGUCGCAGUCAUCGCUGAAUUCCGGCCAUGGAAGCACUGGGAAUGUAUCCUUGGAUGGCAAAGACGAGGCCUUGGAACCGCCUCCUCGGACGAGCAUGAAGGUCAAAGGUCAGAAAUCUGAUACAAUGACGCGUUUUUAAUGUAAGUAAUAAAAUGUGUGUUGUAGGCUAAAUCCUCCCCAUUUCAAAUAUACACUGUUUUUGUACUACAAUCUGACCUAGUUCCCUUUGCCGUCUGGUGCCCAGUUGUAAUAGUGAAAGGUCGGAUAUUUGGGUAAAGUAGUAACCAUAUAUAGGGAAGAGGGGUCUAGUGUAAGAUGUAUUCUUUAGGGUUGUGGAGGAUUCACAACUACAAACAAAUGGCUUAUAUUCUCUGCUAAUUAUAGAGUAACAUUGUAAUUCAGCUAAUCUCUCAAGUGUCAGUUAUUGAUAUUGAAUAUUUUCCUAAGGAUUCUCCAGUGUAUCAAGAAACUGGGUUAUAUUAUAUGGAAUCAUAUUCAAUGAUCAGUGUACAAACUAAUGAACUAUAAACCAUCCUAUCGAAUUCAUCUUGAACUGGACAAGAUAGUGGUUCCAUUUGAAAUAAAAAGUAUACAUGUGCCAAACCUUGCCAGAUAAGACAGCUACAUGAACAUGAUGUGUAUAAAAUCAUAGGUGUACCUGCACACAUAUAUCAUAGCAAGCCUAGUACACAGGUUUAUUUCCAAUUGGUCUAAUGCCAAUUCGUCUAAUUACCAACUCGUCUACUAUAAUUUGGUCUAUUAUCAAUUCGUUCACUAUCCACUUGGUCUAAUUGCCAUUUCAUCCACUCACCUUUUCGUCUAAUAACCAGUUGGUCCAAUAUCCAUUUAGUCCAUGAACCAUUUGGUCUAAUUGGAUAAGUGUUAAUUGGGUGAAAUGAAUGAAAAGAAAAGACCAACUGGUUAUUAGAAGAAAUGGUCAUGGAUGAACUGGUGAUUAGACAAAGUGAUUAUUGGACCAAAUGGUUAUUGGAAUGGUUGUUAGAUGAAUUAUUGAUGGACAGAAUGGCAUUAGACUAAAUGAAGGUAUACCUUUUAAUGAGCAGACGAGUUGGCAAUAGACAAAUCGGCAGUUUACCUGUUAAUGUGUUUUCAAGACUUGGUAUCAUUUUGUUAACUUUAAUUUUAAAACCAUUUUGAAGAUAAAGAAAUAAACACAAUCAUGUUUCUACAGAGGCUGUGCUAAUUAAAACGCGUGAAUGUUGACUACGUGCUAUUUUCUUAUCAACUCGCCAAAAAGGAAAUGCACAAUAACUAUUCUGGUAUUAUGAAAAUGAUACUAUCAAGUGCCUACAUGCACUUUAGAUGGUUUGAAAGAAGAAAUUAAUAGUGCGAAGAAAAGAAAGCUCGUUUAAUGAGCCAGCCGUAAUUUAUCUUCUAUAAGGAGGAAUGUCUUCAAUGAUAGAUUUACUCAUGAAAAGUCCCGUUUAAAUGUUAAUUCCCUCUUUUUUAUGAACCAUAAUAUUGAACUAGAUGUGUAUUCUAAACUGCAGACACCUACAAUGAAUACCGGGUAAUACUCAUCAAGAUUUUAAAAAUGGUUUUGUUAACAAGACUAUAUAAUUUCAAAAGUCAUCUUUUUUCCUUUUUUUGAUUUGUAGAUCAAUGUUCUUAUAAUUGCAAAACUCCCUAUUUCCCAAAGUACAGUAUCGAUAGAUUAUCUCUUGUUCUGCAAACAGAAACAAGAGAUUAAAUUCUUUAGAAGAGGAUCUACUUAUCUAAUGUUUACAGAUCAAAUCUUGAUUUUGAGUCAGACAGAUGCAGACAUGCCAACCGUUCCCUUUUUAGAGUAUUUGUUCCUCUUUAUUGAUAUGAAUACACCGAUACUUUUUUGUAUGAUUUGUUACGUUUUAAAAAGAUUUCCGAUCAGGGAGUAUGUAUCAUACACAGCGCGUGACACUAGCGCCGGUCCGACAGUCCUAGACUGGUAAAAAUCACUGUCGGGCCAGUAACUUGUUGCAUGAAAGGAACAAGUAAGUUCUUGCCUACGAGCUCAUGUUUAAAAGGGUGAAUUAUCAAGUUUUCAAACUGUAGAGUCAUUUCACAUGUUCUGUCACCGAUCUCACUACAACAGGCUGGCGAUUGUUCGUUUGCUCAAGACAAAUUUUUGAAAAUACUCUAUUUUUGUCAAAAAAUACUUUUUUUCCUUCUAAGAAUACUUUGUUGUUGUUGUAGAAGGUUGUCAGGUCUGGAGAUGACAUCAGGGUAGUGUUUCAUGAAUUUUCUUUUCAGUGAUUAUCCACUGACAAAUUUGCUCUGAGCCAAUCAGAUGCAAGGAAAGCUUGUAACAAAUGUCAGUGAAAAUGACUAUUUGUUUUGUGAAAUGCCCCCCUGAUGUCUAUGCAUAUCGACAGAUUAAACUAAAACAGAGAGCAUUAGGUGAAGACUUUUAAAUAUAUGUUUUUCUCAUCAAAGUGGCAAAUGUUCAUUCUUAAUUUUCUAUCCAGUUUCAUAUUGAAAAAAAAAAGUUAAUACAUCAUGAAAAUUGGAUCCAUGUUAUGACGAGUCAAAUGGCUGAUAAUGGAAUUUCAAUGACAAAUAACCAAGCUUGUUUCAACAGCAACUCAGCAACAUUGAAAAUGAUUUUAUUUUUCAGCUCAUUUUUGUUCCUUUUAAUAUUCCAUGUCUGAUUUCAAUUGGAAUACAUGUUCAUGUACCUCCAUACUUCCAUCCUUACAAUCAGAUCAAAAUAUCAUGUAAGUCCCAAAGUACUACCAGUUCUCACAGAUACCACUUUUUUGAAAAUGACAAGAUUUUUCAGUUAUUGAAUAUGCAUAGAUCUACAAUUGCAGAUGAUUGUUCCUGAGCCCAAAAGAAUCCGGAUUUUUAUGGUGAUGUAUGACAAAAUUUGAUCUGUGGAAGUCUUAUGCAAAAGAGUCCAGAGGAGGCAGUGACAAUUUUUUUUCUUGGUGUGCCUUUCAAGUUCAUUCAACCAGAAUUCGUUGCAUUGUUUAGAGUUUACUUCGACCCAGUUUUAAUUUUUGGGCUCCUUUUGUCUUCCAGGGCUUUGGCGCCAUUUUCAGGACAAAUAUGCCCCAAGACCCAGUGUAAGAGAAUUAGUCAUUCCCAGGGAGGGAGUCUAAUAA